This is a messenger RNA of Penicillium arizonense, 564 nucleotides long. RefSeq lists its product as uncharacterized. The coding region runs from base 1 to 564 and encodes 187 amino acids. The transcript has 2 exons. The record is from RefSeq and is a predicted model, not a curated record. NCBI's taxonomy places the organism in Eukaryota, Fungi, Ascomycota, Eurotiomycetes, Eurotiales, Aspergillaceae.
AUGGAAUUCCUAUCUUAUCUGCUGCUCCUGGUACUCGGGGCAUCGGCCGUUGUCGCUGACCCGACAGCCUUGACGAAGAUUAACGCCCACGACUUGCAGGAGCGAGGCUGUCUCUCGGAUUCCCAAUCCCGACAAAUCGUCGACACCUUCAAUUACCUCCUUGCCAACCCCAAUGCAAGCGACUUCAAUGCAACCGUCAAUGCUCUACUCGCGGACGACUAUUCCGAAUGGAGUGACUCUAUUAAUUUUAUCAUACACAUUCCACUGGGCCAACCGACCUUCACAUCGAAGGCGGAAUUCAUUUCCGGAUCCGGCUCACAGCCACCGCUGACCCUGAAGACGCUGGACAUUUUCCACGAUUGCAACCGCAUCAGCUGGCGCUGGGUCUCGGUCCAAGGGGCCGGUAACGAUGCUGACGAGGUCAAGGGCAUCAAUAACUUCUACAUCAACAAACAAGGCCAGAUCAAGACCACCUAUGUCGAGUUCAACAGCGCCGCAUGGCUCUACAACUUGGGCCAGCCCGAGUGUCAGGCCGUUUUGUCCAGAAGAAGAAAUGACAACUAA